Mollisia scopiformis is the source of this 1039-nucleotide messenger RNA. RefSeq names its product HAD-like protein. Bases 113 to 835 code for a protein of 240 amino acids. The record is from RefSeq and is a predicted model, not a curated record. NCBI's taxonomy places the organism in Eukaryota, Fungi, Ascomycota, Leotiomycetes, Helotiales, Mollisiaceae. The transcript has 2 exons.
GUAUGAAAUAGCUCACAAGGUAAUGGAGCUUCAAGCUCAAGCUUCCAACGGGCUUAACCUGUCUCUUCGCUCUCAUUCUUUUGCAAUUCCAUUUUUUCAGCUCAUCGAAAUCAUGUCAAAAACCAAGAAGAACGUCGUGUUUGACGUAGUAGGGACCUGCGUCUCCUACGACGCCUUCUUCAACGCCAUCGAUGAGCGUCUUGGCCCGAAACUCCGCGCAGAAGGCAUCAAGCCCAAACUUCUAGGCUUCGCGUGGAUGGAAGCUGCUGAACGAGAGUACACCUACCUCAGUAUUUCCGGCGGCUACAAAAGCUUCUGGGAAGUGUUCCAACCGCUCUUCUACCGCAUGUUGUGGAUGGCCGGGAUCGAAGAACCGAGGAAAUUCGCCACAGACGAGGAUAGUUUGUACAUGGUUGAGGCGUAUAAGAAGCUUGAUGCGAGACCUGGAUUGAAGGAGUGUUUUGAGAAGUUGAGAGGUGCGGGAUUCAAGGUCUGGGCUUUGACUUCCGGGGACACGAGCAGAGUCAGAGGAUACUUUGAGAGGAAUGGUGUGGAUAUGCCGGCGGAGAACUUUACGAGUUGUGAUUCCCUUGGUGUUGGGAAGCCGGAUCCAAGUGUAUAUGCAGAGGUGCUGAAGAAGUUCGAGGGUGCGGAAAAACCUUGGUUUGCAGCUGCUCAUACCUGGGAUGCUGGAGCUGCGAGAAGAAAUGGGUUUCGAGCUGCUUGGUGUUCAGUUUGGGAGAAGGAGCAAUGUGUGGACAUCUUCGGCGACAUGGAUGUGACGGCAGAUUCAUUACCGGAAAUGGCAGAUAAGAUCAUUGCAGCGUCAACAUGAGUGUUAUAAAAAAAACCGGCAGAGAGGAAGCAUGAAGCUGGUCAUGAGAGGGUUUCUGGAAAACAGUGUCUCGUUACGUGAGACUGGCGAAGCGAAAAGGGGUUAGGGGCCGAAGCGAGGAUGACUUAUGAGGUUCAACCCUUCUUUUAAACAGUAAAUCAAUCCAAAAAAGAAAGAGUGUUAUGCCAUCAAGAUCUUGGCCAC